AUGAUGCCCGUGGGCACAAGGGCGCUACUCGCCUCUACGAGGCAGCUCCUCAGGCGACCAUACUCGACUGCCAAACCCCCGCCGCCCUCAGGGUCAAGCGGCAACGGCAAUGGACACGACAGCGCCGAGCUCACCGGUGCCGCAAAGCUCUUUGCAGAUGCGAUGCAGGAGGAGGCCGCAGAAAAGGCGAACGCGACCACAAAGCGGGACAGCUCUCGGGACCACCUCGUGGCGGACCAAGGGCCGAUCUGGACCGGCGACGAGUCGACGCAUGACGCUGUGCUCCGCAUGCUGAUGGACUCGCACAAGCCGCCGCGUACCGGCGAGGGCAUCAAGCCGAACGCGGCCGACGAGCGAAUCAAGGCCUGGAUGAAGAACCUGGACAUGACGCCGCGCGAGCCCGUCGUCAAGAACAAGGACGACAUCUACCUGCACUCGUCCACGCCGCUGGCCAACCCGCACCGCACCAAGAUUCCGCCGCACCUGCACAAGCCGUGGCACGCGACGUACACGGGCGACAACACGAUCGCGGCCCCGCCGCAGGUCAAGUACGGUGCCUUUGACAAGAAGCGCAUGAGCGAUUUCGACAAUAUGCUCGAGCUGAAGCUCCCGCCAAAUGCGGACGGCACGCGCAAGGCCAAAGUCCGGGAUGCGCGCAAGACGCACCUCCUCCAGGGCCGCCUGGAGGGUGCGCGGGAAGGCUCUAUCGAUUACAGGCUCGGCAUCAAGGACGGCGACGCGACGAAUCUCGGCGCCGAGGGCGAGGAGGACUAUUCCUCCUUCCGCGGGAACAGGCAGCGGCGCGGCGCAUCCGUGCUCGGCGCGUCCAAGGGCGGCGCGAGCGGCAUGCGCGCGUGGGACGGUCUCAUCGAGGAGCGCAUCCAGCGCGCGAAAGGUGGGCUUUGGGUCAUGCUCUAUCGGCUGACAUCAGACGCCGGCGCUUUCAAGGUCAACAGCUUCCGAGCUGGCCAUCCUGGAGGACGAGCUGACAGCAGGAACCGUAUCGUGAAGCGCCAGGGUGCCCUGCCUCCGUGGAUCGAGCUGCAGAACCAGGUCGAGAACGAUCUCCGCAACUUCCGCAAUCUGCUCAAGGACUCGUACGUGCGCCAGGUGGCUCGCAACAUUCUCGCAACGCACACGAUCCCAACGCUCCCGCCCAAGGACCGCAUUCCCGGCCGCGACGAGGCAUGGGAGGCGCGCGAACACAGCUUCCACGAGGAAAACGUCCGCCAGCUCAACAACCUGAUCCGGAAAAUGAACGCGCAGGCACCGAUGCCGAGCCGCAAGGGCCUCGUCGUGCUCGAGAAGGAACUCGAGGCCGUGCGCGGCGACGUGCUCCGCGAUGCCGUCUGGGAGAUGGUCCAGAAACGCGCCGCAGACGCCGAGAAGGAACCGCAGAUCAAGAACUCGCCAUUCCUCCGCUCGCUCGACGGCCCGCCGAACCAGCCCCAGGGCCGCAUCGGACGCGCACUCGCGGCGCUCGGUUCCGGAGGUAUGGGCGGAGGAGGUCAUGUCGGCUACAACGGGUCCAACACGCUGUCCUCCCCCGGCCACCAGCACAACCAUCAGGCUGGUGGUGGUCUUGGCCUGAUCCUGCUCGUUACUGUCGGUGUCGCUGCCCUGCUCUACUUCAAGAAACCCGUCCAUGCGCAAGAGUUCCACUUCAACAACGACCUGAUCCCCGUGCGCGAGGACGAAGAAGAAGAGGAGCAGUACCCGAUCUCGUCGCCGAACGAGGAGUUUGUCGGCGUAAUCGGCAUGAUCCGGCGGUACAUCAUCGAGCCCUUCUUCACGUUUCUGCGAUUCAUCCACCUUGCCCUGCUCUUUGGUCCGGUUAUUCUGACCGCGCCCAUGCUGAUGGUCGGCUCGACGCCUCGGAAGAGGGGUCGUGGCGCGGUAGCCGAUGCGGAGGACAACUGGGGUGCGCUGUGGUGGUACUCCUUCCUCGUGCGCCAGAUGGAGCGUGCAGGCCCGUCCUUCAUCAAGCUGGGCCAGUGGGCUGCGUCGCGAACGGACUUGUUCCCUGCCGCGCUGUGCGAGAAGAUGUCCAAGCUGCACUCGAACAACAACCCGCACAAGUUUAGCCACACGAAGAAGGUCAUUGAGCGCGCGUUCGGCAUGCCCAUGUCCGAGAUCUUUGAGGAGUUUGACGAAAAGCCGAUUGGGUGCGGCGCCAUUGCGCAAGUGUACCGGGCGAAACUGCGGCCCGAGAUUCUGACCAAGACGCCCGCCGAGGCCGAGCAGCUCGUCGAGCGCAUGGCGGACCAGACGGGGGACGAGCGCAUCGUGACGUCUGUGGCGAUCAAGGUGCUGCACCCGCGCGUGGCCAAGACGGUGCGGCGCGACAUUGCCAUCAUGAGCGUGUUUGCAAACUUUAUCAACAUGUUCCCGGGCAUGGAGUGGAUUUCUUUGCCCGAGGAAGUCGCCGCUUUCUCGGGCAUGAUGACGCAGCAGCUCGACUUGCGCGUCGAGGCGAACAAUCUCGACACGUUCCAGAAGAAUUUCGCCAAGCGCGGCAAUCUUGUUACGUUCCCGAAAGCCAUCCGGCUCGACCGCGGCAACGGCGACCCAGACUAUCAAAAGGACGUGCUUGUCGAAGAGUACGAGGACGCGCUGCCUCUGAAAUACUUCUUGAGCAAUGGUGGGGGCCCCUUUGACGCCGAAAUGGCCAACAUUGGCCUCGACGCGUUCCUCGAGAUGCUCUUGCUAGACAACUUUACGCACGGCGACCUGCACCCGGGCAACAUCAUGGUGCGCUUCGUGCAGCCCGUACAGGGGCACAUCAUCGGUCCCUUCCUGCAAAGGUUGCAGGGGAAGAAGCCGCCAAAGGACAAGGGCAGCGACAUUCCGACCGAAUCCAAGUCGGAAACAGAGCUCGUGCAUGAACUAAAGGGGUUGGCGCACGACAAGGACGCGUGGCUGAAGCGCCUCGACGAGCUGAAUGAGCAGGGCUACAUCCCGCAGCUCAUCUUCAUUGACGCGGGUCUGGUGACGUCGCUCAGCGAGAAGAACCGGCGCGACUUUUUGGAUCUCUUCCAGGCCAUAGCCGAGUUUGACGGCUACAAAGCCGGCACGCUCAUGGUCGAGCGCUGUCGCCGCCCCGAUCUCGCGAUCGACGAGGAGCUCUUCGCGCUGAAAAUCCAGCACCUCGUCCUGAACGUGAAGUCCAAGACAUUCUCGCUGGCCAAGAUCCGCAUCUCGGACGUGUUGUCUGCUGUCCUGACAGCGGUUAGACAGCACCACGUCAAGCUCGAGGGCGACUUUGUCAACACGAUCAUCUCCAUCUUGCUCCUCGAGGGCAUCGGCCGGCAGCUGAACCCGAACAUGGACCUGUUCCAGAGUGCGCUGCCCAUCCUGCGCCAGCUCGGAAAGCAGAUGGGCACGAGCGGUGAGAUUGCCAAUGUCCCCAAGGGCAACCUCUGGGCCAUGGUCAAGGUGUGGGUCUGGGCCGAGUUGCGCGGCACGCUCGGCCAGACAAACGAGCUGGACAAGUGA
Messenger RNA from Trichosporon asahii var. asahii CBS 2479, 3495 nucleotides. RefSeq lists its product as uncharacterized. Gene Ontology annotation, cellular component: mitochondrion. The coding region runs from base 1 to 3495 and encodes 1164 amino acids. The transcript has 2 exons. Lineage: Eukaryota; Fungi; Basidiomycota; Tremellomycetes; Trichosporonales; Trichosporonaceae. The record is from RefSeq and is a predicted model, not a curated record.